Messenger RNA from Fusarium keratoplasticum, 918 nucleotides. RefSeq lists its product as uncharacterized. The record is from RefSeq and is a predicted model, not a curated record. Bases 1 to 918 code for a protein of 305 amino acids. Gene Ontology annotation, molecular function: acetyltransferase activity. The transcript is spliced from 2 exons. Lineage: Eukaryota; Fungi; Ascomycota; Sordariomycetes; Hypocreales; Nectriaceae.
AUGGCAGAACUACCCAAGUAUUCUCCCAAACAACUGGCCGAGUACCUCGACCGUAUCCAACUCCCAGCGUCUCAGCAUGCUAGCGAUCCGCUGGAAUUCCUCACACAGCUCGUCCAAAGGCAACUUGUCACUGUCCCUUUUGAGACUCUAUCGCUUCAUUAUUCCACCGAUAAGAAUGUGUCACUUGAUCCCGAGCAUCUGCACCAAAAGAUUGUGCAUAAGCGUCGAGGAGGCUACUGCCUGGAAAACAACUCAUUCUUUGGAACAGUUCUUCGGAGUCUUGGGUUUCACGUUAUUGGUGUGAUUUGCAGAAUUACCAUGGCUACUCGAGGGGUUUUUGAUGGAAGCUGGAGGGCAAUGAGCCACAUGGCAAAUAUUGUCACCAUCGACAGCAAGAAAUAUUUGGUAGAUGUUGGCUAUGGGGCCGAUGGACCUUGCACACCACUUCCCCUUGAUUCCGGCGACAUCAGAGAUGGCCUACCGAGCCAACAACUCAAGCUAGAGCAUAGAACACUCCCACAGCAUCUUGACUCUACUCAAAAAGUAUGGGUCUAUUCUCAAAAACGAGGCUCGGAAGAGUGGGCAGACAUCUACCACUUCCCCGACGUCGAGUUCUUCCCCCUCGAUUUUGACAUUCUUAACCACCACGCUAUGACUAAGAGUCUAUGGGCCAGCACCGUCGUGGCCCAAAGAUUCACUCUCGAUGAGGGCGACCUUAUGAUUUCGGGGACUCUGUUACUAGUUAGGGAUGAGCUCAAAGUUGGGAACUCGUCACCGCAGAAAAUGAGAGUUGUUAAGAAGAUGGAGAAUGAAGAGCAGAGACUGGAUGCCUUGAAGGAGCAUUUUUCAGUUAGUUUGACAGAGGAAGAGCAGCGUGCGAUUAGGGGCAGCCCUGUUGAGCUGGGCCUUGCACAAUGA